Molecule: messenger RNA, 1772 nt
Organism: Ectocarpus sp. CCAP 1310/34
Lineage: Eukaryota; Phaeophyceae; Ectocarpales; Ectocarpaceae
Source: the annotation of a GenBank genome assembly
UUGAUGCGUGAAACGGCCAAGCAGCAGGGCGUGCGACUGGUGGGGGAGAUGCAGCCAUGUGUGGGCUGCGUGAAGGCGAAGGGCAGGCGGGCACCGGUGCCGCGGCGUGGCACCCGCGCGGCGGUACCGUUCGGCAAAGUCCACAUCGACCUCACGGGCCCGUUCUCUGACGCGUUGGACGGCUCCCGGUACCUGAUCAUGUUCGUGGACAGCGCAUCGCGGUGGCAACGGGGGUACGGGAUGCGGGCCAAGAGCGACACCCUGAAGUUCGUGCAGCGGUUUCUCGCCGACAUGAACGGCAUGGGCACUCCGGGGUGUUUCCGCAUGGACAACGGCGGCGAGUUCACCGGCUCCGCGUUCACCUCGUUCUGCGACGCUGCUGGCAUUCGGCGCGAGUACACCGCCCCCGACACCCCCAAGCAAAACGCGGUGGUCGAGAGCGCCAUAUGGCGCGCCAUGAAGGGGGGCCACGCCGCGCGCCGCCACAUCCUCGCCAUGGGUCACGUCGACCCCUCCUCCAUCCCCAACCGCUUCCUCGCCGACAUGAACGGCAUGGGCACUCCGGGGUGCUUCCGCAUGGACAACGGCGGCGAGUUCACCGGCUCCGCGUUCACCUCGUUCUGCGACGCUGCUGGCAUUCGGCGCGAGUACACCGCCCCCGACACCCCCAAGCAAAACGCGGUGGUCGAGAGCGCCAUAUGGCGCGCCAUGAAGGGGGGCCACGCCGCGCGCCGCCAAAUCCUCGCCAUGGGCCAUGUCGACCUCUCCUCCAUCCCCAACGUCGGCGUCAACGGACAUCGCUUGUGGCUCGCGUCGGCGCUGUGGGCAUCCGCCUGCUUCAACCGCUCGGCGACGAAGGCCAACCUGGGCUGGAUGUCUCCGUUUGAGGCGUUCUUCGGCCGGAAACCGCCCCUCACCGUCGUCCCUUUUUUCCAGGAGGGGAUGAUGCGCGUGAAGCGGGCCACCAACGCGGACGUCCAAUCCGCGCGGUGCUUCUACCUGCACGGCGCCAACAACCACUCGACGUCUACCGCCGUCGUUCUUCGCGCUGACACCGGUCGCCUUGCCCUCACCAACAACGUCGUGUGGGUCAACCGCCAGGCAGGGGCGCCGGCGCCGGUGCCGGGCAUCGGGGGGGUUCUUCGAUCACCGCGGCGCCCUCGCCGGCCACCGCCGUACCUGCGGCCGAUGCCACACCGCCGCCGCCCCCGCCAUCAAGAACGUACACCUACAUCCCGCCUGCACCAGCGACCACCAGCAACAACGCCGCCCCGUUCGCCCCCGGGCCUGCCGCCGCCGCCGCCGCAGCGCACCAGCGCCGCCACCCCCGCUCCCCCGCACCCGCCGCUUNCGAGGGUUCACGGCCGCACACGCGGCGAUGGAGUGCGGUUCAUGGAUGAGCAACAAAAACCGCCGUCGCCACCCGGUGGCGGCACCGCUCUCCACCACCGCCUUGAGCUGUUGGACAUGAUGGACAAGGACACCCUCAUCUCGUCGCUCGCCACCCGGGAGGCCGUGGAUCAAGGACGCCGCGACCUACCGCCCCCGCCGCAGCCGGAUCCGAGUCUUGGAGGCCGUGGAAGCGGGGGGGCUGUGGGAGCUGGGGGGCCCGUGGAUUCUGGGUGGGGAUGGAGACCGCAGAUGCUCGCAACGAUGUUAGCCACCCGCGAGGAUGAGNAACAACCGCCGUCCGGUGGCGGCACCGCUCUCCACCACCGUCUUGGUCUUUUAGCGAUGAUGGACAAGGAAUCCCUCAUCUCGUCGCUCGCCAC